AGCAAUUACAGAAGGUUCUAGGUGAGGAAUGAUCCCUGUUUGCCUUUUGGUGAUAGAAGAGCUUCAUCCCUGAUUUGGGGCUGGGUGUGGAGGUACCAGGAGAGGGGCCUUUACCCACCUGAGAGCUGCCCCCCACCCUAAAUCCUCUCUGUGGGGUGUCUGCCAUUUUCCUGAAUGGGCACAAAGCUGCGAAGAGCUGCCAGGCCUGAGGUAGCGCUUGUCCUGCUGAGACGCACACAAAAAAAAGGAAUUUCUUCACUUGUGGUCAACUCAGAAAGGAGAAGCUCCUGCUGAGGGAGUGCUGGGGAUGGUGCUGUGAGGAGGGGCACCGCUGCUCACACGGAUCCCUCAGACACAUCCUUGCCCUGCGUGGGGACACCAUGGGUCCUGGCUGCCUCCUCCUCCUCCUGCUGCUGACCGCACCUGCUGUCCGCCAUGGCUCAGCAUCCCCCGUGAUCAGCCCUGAUACCUCUGUUCUGGUUGUCAAUGUGGGUGAUCCAGUCCUCCUGCACUGCUCAGGAGAGUCGGAAGUUAAAUGGUAUCCUGAAAAGUUUGCCAACCGUACCAGCAGCAUGCUCAGUAUUCCUAGGACCACUCACAGAGACACAGGCACCUAUAGGUGUGCUUAUGUCAACAGCAGCGACAAGGGUGUUGCAUCUGUGCAUCUGUACGUGCGAGAUCCCAAUAAUGUCUGGUACGUCCCAUACUUCCGAAUCUCUGUGACCAAAGGUGGAAAUGCUGAGUUCCCCUGCUUCAUCACUGCUCCUGAGUAUGGAUCCAGUGUGACUCUGAUAAGGAAUGAUGGCUCUAAGCUCUCACCUGGAACCAACUACUCUUUCAGUGCUGAGAAGGGAAUAACGCUUUAUCACGUGGAACACGAGCAGAAGGGCCAGUACCAAUGCCAAACAGUGGUAAAUGGAAAAAUAGAGAAGUCAUCAAGAAUAAGACUGAUUGUAGUUGAAGGACAAGAGAAGCCUGUACAGGUAAUGGUGGACCCUGCAGACCAUGUGCGAAUUGUGGGUGAACCUUUUGAAGUCACUUGUGUGGUAACUGCUCCUUCCCAUAAGUAUGACAUCAGAUGGGUAACAGCAACAAACAGCAUUAAGAGUAAUGGAAAGCCUGACAUAAGUGAUGGGAACUACAUCAUCAAUGACACCCUGUCAAUUCCAGCUGUGACCAUGGAAGACAGUGGGAAAUACACUUGCAUAGCUAACAAUUCAGCAGGAUUCAAAAAUGCCUCCACAAUGCUUCGGGUAGUAGAAAGAGGGUAUGUGAUCCUGACCCCAGUGCAAGCCACGAACCAAGAAGUUGCUGAAGGAGACAGUUUGAAACUCCAGGUCCAUAUUGAGGCAUAUCCAAAACUUCUCCACUGGCACUGGGAGCACAUGAAUUCAUUGAAGAAUUCUGAGAGCAACAAACUCAAUUGCGAAAUGGACCCUAAAAACAACUGGAGCAGAUGUAACAACACGCUCUUCCUGGGUCAUCUGGAGGGAGAAGAGAGAGGUCUCUAUACAUUUUAUGCUCUCAACAGUGAGGUCAACUCAUCAGUUACUUUCAGUGUAUCUGUGAAAGCUUCUCCAAGGAUGUGCAGUGUCAUGGUAUCAGCCAGUGACUCCAGUAAGCUCCUCUGCACAGCCAUCGGCUACCCUGCCCCACACAUUGAGUGGUACCAGUGCUCCACUCGCUCUGACAGAUAUGAGAACUAUAUGCUGCUUCUGAAUGACUCCAGUCCCCAUGUGGUAAAUACACUACCCUUCCAAGAGGUGGAGGUGGAAAGCACCUUCCCAUUCCAGGAUCUAGGGCCCAAUUUCACCUUCUGCUGUGUGGCUGUUAACAGCAAGGGGAGCACCUCUGACGUCCUUCACUCAGUCUUCAGGAGUGUCAUGGCUCCCCCAAACCAACUCUUCAGUCCCAUUCUCACCACCUGCAUGUGCACAUCGGUCUUGCUGCUCCUGCUGCUCCUCUUCCUCCUCUACAAGUACAACCAGAAACCUAAGUACCAGGUGCGGUGGAAGAUCAUUGAGGCCUGUGAAGGGAAUAACUACAUCUUUAUUGAUCCCACUCAGUUGCCAUACAAUGAGAAAUGGGAAUUUCCCAGGAAUAACCUCCAGUUUGGAAAAACUCUUGGAGCUGGAGCUUUUGGAAAAGUGGUAGAAGCUACUGCUUUUGGACUGGGAAAAGAAGAUUCAGUCCUCAAAGUGGCUGUGAAGAUGCUGAAAUCAACAGCAGACACAGAUGAGCAGGAGGCUCUCAUGUCGGAGCUGAAGAUCAUGAGUCAUUUGGGACACCAUGAGAACAUUGUUAACCUGCUGGGAGCGUGUACCUACGGAGGUCCAAUUCUUGUCAUCACCGAGUACUGUCGUUACGGAGAUCUGCUGAAUUUCCUGCGGAAGAAGGCUGAAUACAUAAUUAUCCAGGACUCAGCUCUGGACACCUCUUUGGACAGCACUGCUGAUUACAAAAACAUUGAGUUGGAGAAAAAAUACAUCCGCAGUGACAGUGGCUUUGCAAGCCAGGGUUUGGAAACUUAUGUUGAAAUGAGGCCCAUAUCAUCAUCAUCUUCAGCGUCAUCAGAUUCUGCGCAAUCCAGGGGGAAAAGCUCAGAGGAAGAUGAAACCAGAGAGGACCUCCGGCCCCUUAACCUCUCUGACUUGCUUCAGUUCUCCAGCCAGGUGGCACAGGGCAUGGCAUUCCUUGCAUCAAAGAAUUGCAUCCACCGUGACUUAGCAGCCAGGAAUGUGCUCGUAUCAGAUGGACGGGUAGCUAAGAUUUGUGACUUUGGCCUGGCCCGUGACAUCAUGAAUGACUCAAACUACGUUGUAAAAGGCAAUGCCCGCCUGCCCGUGAAGUGGAUGGCCCCGGAGAGCAUCUUUGACUGUAUUUAUACAGUGCAGAGUGAUGUGUGGUCUUACGGCAUUCUUCUCUGGGAGAUCUUCUCCCUUGGUAAAAGUCCCUAUCCUGGCAUGGCGGUGAACAGCAAGUUCUACAGCAUGGUGAAGCGGGGCUAUCAGAUGGCCAGGCCUGACUUUGCUCCCUUGGAAAUGUAUAGCAUCAUGCAGGCAUGCUGGAGCCUAGAGCCCACACAAAGACCUACGUUUGACCAGAUCUGCUGCUUUAUUCAGAAAGAACUGGAUUUGCAUAAGGAGCAGGACUAUACAAACCUCCCAUCCACUGCUGAGGAAGACAGUGGCUGUGACACCUCUGGCUGCUGUGAGGAGUCCUGUGAACAAGAGGAGAGUGGGCAGCCCCUUCUCAAAGGCAACAACUAUCAGUUCUGUUAGCUGGUGCCAUUGCCCUGGGGUGGAUCCUUGUCCUUCUCUCUCUGCAGAGUGCAUGAUUCUGCAUGGAUGCCUUCAGCUUUGGCUCUCCUCUCUGUGCUUUCUGAAGUAUGAGAGUAUGAACAUCACUGACUCCCUCACUGAAAGGACAGUGCUAGAGUGACUCAAAACCAACACUCACCAUGGGGGCCCUAAAAGCCUUAUCUCCAUCUCUACAAGGUGCAGAGGUGCCAUCACCUGCCCCUGCUCCCAGCACCCCUGAAGGGGACUGUGAGGUGAUUUUGGUUGUUUUUUAAAUACUAGUUGCAGCCAAGUAGGAUAUUUCCAAAAGUCGCUCACGUGCCUGAACCUUGUUCUCUAAGUACCUCUUAAAAUGAGCCCUUGAAGUGGGCUCUGCCUCCCCUGCCCAAAGCAGACCUCUGCUCUCUUCCCUUUGCCAGACUGACUCUGGAUGUUGCAGAAUGAGUGGUUAGAUAUAGAUAAAUCUCCACUACGCAUUAAAGAUGCAUUAACCUCUAGGUUUCCUCAUGCAAUCUACCUCUCUGCAGCUAGUGCUUCUGCAGGGACUGGUGGGUGAAGUGUAACAAGGAGCCAAUCCCAGGGCUCUGUGAACCUGCACGUGCCUCAUGAACAGGAGAGGGGCAGUUAUUUCUCAGGCAAAACAAAAGAGGUGAGAAGUGCUCUUCUACAUGAGCACUGAACACAAUCCCAAUCUAGGCAAGAAUGGCAGCUCAACCAGACCUGGAAGUUUUCAACAUAACACAUCUUACAAAACUUUUGCAUUAUUAAACAUGUAGCAAUUCACUGCCGCCUUCUUGAUUACAGACAUGCUCUUGUACAUAUUUUCUUGAAUGUAUUUUAAUAAUACAGCUGAAAUAAUUUUUUUUUCCUAUAAGCUAGGGCCUAAUGCCCUUAAAUUUUUUCCUCAUCUCAUUUUUGUUCAGGGUUAUUAAUGCCCUAGCCACGUUGUCCUGUGUAGCUAUCAGAAGUAGCUGGUAAAUCUUCUUAGCUUCACCUGACUUGAGUGGUAAAGGAUCAGCAUUACAGGCACAAGCACUGACAUGGCUUAGGAAAACUGCAGCAAGACAAACCUACUGUGUGACACCUAGCCUUCAUCAGACCAUUAUGUUGUGGGCCACUUCUGAUUGUAUUAAACCUGUUUUUAUGCUAACACCAAGUGAUUCAUUUCUCCUUACUAAAUAAAAAGCUAAUGUCAUUUCCAUCUGUCAACAUUAUGAAGAAUAAAGUGUUAAACAAAGUAA
This is a messenger RNA of Phasianus colchicus (ring-necked pheasant), 4540 nucleotides long. It is a transcript of the gene CSF1R, whose product is annotated as colony stimulating factor 1 receptor. Gene Ontology annotation, biological process: positive regulation of kinase activity; regulation of MAPK cascade; protein phosphorylation. Gene Ontology annotation, cellular component: signaling receptor complex; CSF1-CSF1R complex; plasma membrane. The record is from RefSeq and is a predicted model, not a curated record. Gene Ontology annotation, molecular function: cytokine binding; macrophage colony-stimulating factor receptor activity; ATP binding. NCBI's taxonomy places the organism in Eukaryota, Metazoa, Chordata, Aves, Galliformes, Phasianidae.